AUGGUACGUGAAUCUAAUAUAUUAACAAAUGAAAAUUAUUCAAUUGAACAUAUUGCAACAAAAAUUGUUGAUAAUGAUGAUGGUAUACAAUUUGAAGAAUUACCAACAAAAGAAAAUGAAAUAAUACAUAAAGAUCAAACAAAUACAACAGAUGAUGAAUCUGGAUUUUCUGAAACAACAACAACAAUAUCAACAUGUACAUCACCAAUACAAAUAAUAACAGAUGAUGAUUAUGAAUUAGCAUCAAAAUUAACUGAUGAUAGUAAAAAAGAAUUUUGUUCGGAUAUGUGUUUAGUAUUUCAUGCUGAAUUUCAAUUAACAUUUGGUCGUUUUUUUACAUCAGAUCAAUGGAUAUUAAUGCCAUUAGGUGCUGAUGGUACAUGUAAAUUACCAAUAGAUACAUUAUGUGAUGUUGAAAUUGCUAAAGUACGUUUUGAAUGUGAAGCAUGUAAACAUUGUUGGACAUCAAUGCGUGGACAAAUAUCAUUUUUUUAUGAUUGUCAAUCACAUAUACUUUAUUUUAAAUUAUUUACACAAUAUUGUGAUCAAUGUGGUUCUAUAUCAACACCAUUAUGGUAUCCUGAAGAAGUAUGUCGUGUUAUGAAAAAUGUUUUUGUUAUUGUUCAACAACAUAUUUAUCCUGAUUUAAAAACAACAAUACAAUCAAAUUAUUAUCGUCGUUUAGGAAAUCCAAAAGGACAACAUCAUGGUUGUCAAUCAUGUCGAGAUGGUGUUUGUGUUGCAUUAGCUGCACAAGAACUUGGAUGUAAACUUGUUAAAUAG
Molecule: messenger RNA, 783 nt
Organism: Rotaria sp. Silwood1
Lineage: Eukaryota; Metazoa; Rotifera; Eurotatoria; Philodinida; Philodinidae
Source: the annotation of a GenBank genome assembly